CCUCUGUCACGUACCUGGAAAAGGCUAUAUUGCUACACAACCAUACCGUGUAAACAUGACCCAAGAAAAGCUUUUACCAGAGAAUAGAAGCAACUAUAGGGACUUAAUGUUAUUAUAACAUAUCCGAGUAUCUGCUUGUAUGAGUGAGGUGUGUCCACCGUGUACCCGUCUGACUCUUGCAGAAUAGGCAGAGGACUUGGAGGCCUAUUGUGAGUGAUGCUGAAGAACGUGGCAUGCAAAGCGACGGGGAGAGAAGGGUCUGAUUAAGAGCUCGUUUGGACUCUAUAAUCCUGUUGGGAUCUUAAACGGAUGCAGAUUUCGUUUUUUCUGUGAGUGUGAAGUUGCGGACUUCGAGUUGAGUUUGUGUUGUGGCGUGUGAUUUGGAGUUGAGGAGGAUUCUCACAGAGGCGAUUGAGUGAAAAUUUGAAUUGAUCGGGUGAAGAUGGCAUCCGAGGCUUGCUGCACUCCUGCGCCGCCUGCUGAGCACCAUGAGGAGGGACAAUCUGUGAAGUUUGCAGGCUUGGAUGCAUACGUUAAUCCCGGUCCUGCGGGCGCAACAGCUGCGCUUGUUCUCGUCAGCGACAUCAUGGGAUUUGAUCCACCCCUUCUGAGAAAACUUGCUGAUCGAUGCGCCGCUGAGGGCUUUUAUGUAGUCGUUCCCGAUUUGUUUAGGGGCGAUCCCUUCCAGCCUCAGGAUAUGAAGAAUCGUGCGUCCCUUAUUCCAGCUUGGGUUGCUAAACAUCCUCCGACUGAUUUAACAGAUGUAAAAGCUGUCAUCAACCAGCUAAAGGAGCAGGGCUUUCAAAGUAUUGGUGUAACUGGCUGCUGCUGGGGAGGAAAAGUAGCUAUACUUUUGGCGAGUGAAGAUCCGUCACUCAUUAAUGCGGCUGUUUUGUUUCAUCCAUCUUUCGUAAAUCAUGAUGACGUUCACGCAUUCAAAGUGCCCGUCCAAUUUAGUAUCCCUGAAACUGAUCAGCAAGUAACUGCCGAAAAAGCUGAGGAAUUCAAGACUAUUCUUUCUUCCAGACCAGAGGUGGCAAGCUCCUUCAAGAUCUUUCCUGGAAUGGUACAUGGCUGGGCAAUUAGGUACGAUGUAAAUAGUCCUGAGCAGGUGAAAUCUGCCCAUGAAGCCCAUGAUGACAUGAUAAGCUGGUUCAAGCAGCACCUGAAGGUGUAAAAGUCCUAAAUACAUCAGUGGGAGUUCUGUUCAUCAUUUCACACCCGUGGAGAUGUAUCAGAAGUUCGCAAAUGUAUACCUAGGUAUACCAAAAAAGAUCUGAGAACGUCUAUUUCCAGCAGACAGUGAAGCAAACUCGCUAGUAUUGAGGCCUGAAUGAUAAACUUGAAAAGUUUUAAACAAAUAAUAAAUUUUGUACACUACAUAACAUAA
Molecule: messenger RNA, 1390 nt
Organism: Marchantia polymorpha subsp. ruderalis
Lineage: Eukaryota; Viridiplantae; Streptophyta; Marchantiopsida; Marchantiales; Marchantiaceae
Source: the annotation of a GenBank genome assembly